CGCUCUUUUGUCUUUGGCCAAAGCUUGUUUUCACUUGCUCUCUCUCUCUCUCGGAAGCAGUGUUAUUAUACCUUCAAAGUCUCUCCAAUUAAUUUGAUUGGUCGUUGCUCUUAAUUGCCAAUUUCUUUGAGCUGCCUUGAGCGUACUGGUCAGAGACGUUGCAGAUAUAGACAUGUUAUGCUCAAAAACAAAGAAGGUUGGUGACAGUUGAAUUUUCUUGGCCACUCUCAUCAUGAAUCUCGAUCCACAUGUUCCCCUUAAAGAUCAGAAUGAAAGACAAAGUUUAUUAUCUGAGGUUAUUAAUGCGGAAAAACAGUUGUGGGCAUUGAUCCAUUCCAAAGAUCUAUCGCAUGCAGGAGUUGAAGAGUUGUACUUGAAAGUCCGUUCUGGUUAUGAGAAAAUCAUCCUGAAUGAUCAUGAAAGGAUUAACCCUCAAGAUACAGAGUAUUCCUUGUGGAAGCUUCACUAUAAAUAUAUUGAUGAAUUUCGUAAAAAAAUUAGGCAAACUUCUGCCUAUGCAGAGAGUGGAAAAUCUGCCAUUUCACAAAAUGUCGUUAAUGUGCAGAACAGCAUUGAGAGCCAUAAGCAACAAUUCAUCUCAUUUCUGUCAGAUUCAAUUCAAUUCUAUCACAAUCUGAUAAAGAGAGUCAGAAGAUGCUAUGCGCUGCCAGAAGAUCUUUCAUUUUAUGAGAACUGUGCUGUUGAUACAACAAAAUUGCAUAAAUGUCAAUAUUCAUGCCAGCGCUUUUUAGUUUGUCUUGGGGAUCUUGCCAGAUACAGGGAACUGUAUAUGAAGCCUGAUUUUCAGAGAUGCAACUGGUCAGUUGCAGCAACCUACUACUUUAGAGCAUCAUUAGUUUGGCCAGAUAGUGGGAACCCCCAAAAUCAGUUGGCAUUAUUGGCUACAUAUAUUGGUGAUGAUUUCCUUGCCUUGUACCAUUGCAUAAGGAGUUUAGCCAUUAAGGAACCAUUUCCUGAUAGCUGGAAUAACCUUAUUUUACUAUUUGAAAAGAAUAGAUCAUCUCAUUUGUGUUCACUUUCCAAGGAGGUCCAUUUCAAUUUCUUAAACCCAUAUGAAAGAUGUACUUCACUCACUCUAUCACAAUCAAGCUGUGGUUCCCAGAAAAAUGAUAUACCUCAAUCCACUGAGCGCCUUUCCUCUGCAAAAAGUGAUCUAUGGCCUCUUUUUGUCAGACUGAUAAGUUUCUUUUUCAUUGAAUCCAGUUUGGAUGAAUUUUCUUGCACUUUAGCAUCUACCAUCAGAGAGUUGGAUGUUCUGUUGGCACUAGAUGAUACAGAACUGAAAGCUGCAUUAGAGCCCUACCAAAAUAUGGAAUCAGGCAGAACAGGCCCUUUCCGAGCCCUUCAAAUGGCUUCCAUACUGAUCUUCAUCAUUCAUAACCUGACUGAAAGUUGGGAGCACAAGGAGUUGAAGGAAGAAAGCAAUAUGCAGGAGCCUAUGUUGAUUCAGUUGGCUCUGACUACUGCAUUCGUUUGCCUUGCUCGCUUUGUUGAGCGAUGUCUGAACAGCAAGCCUCUGGAACUUAGUCCUCUUCUACCUGCCGUGCUUGUGUUUGUUGAGUGGUUGGUCAACUUGCUGAAUAAAGUGGAAACUUAUGGUGUUCAUGAAAAUGCUAGAAGCGCUAUGUCUUACUUCUUUCAUGCUUUUGUUGACCUUCUAAAUGAACUUCAUAAAAACGAGGUUGAAGUCGAGACUCAAGACAAUACUGCUCUGUGGGAAGAUUAUGAGCUGAGGGGCUUCACACCAAUAGCUCUUGUACAUAGUUCAUUAGAUUUCAUCAGUCAUCCAAUACUUCCUGAUAAUAUUGACAGUACAAAUUCAUGCUGUGCUCACCGCAUCUUUCGUUCUGCAAUGCAUAUUGUGGACAAGUCAAGUAAUUCUCAAAAGUGGAUUUUCUAUGACAAAUUGGGAAGAAAAUUCUACACAGCAGAGUUGAAAAGUUCUCCGUGCCAGGGAGUAGCUGAAUUGGCCGAAUCCAAGACAGAUCCUGAAGUAAAACAGUCCCCUCGGCAAAGAGAAGCAGAAAUGGCUGAAUCCAGUUUGGAUAUCGAGCUAAAAGAGCCCCAUCAGCAUGGAUGUGAAACUGCUAAAGAAACCAGGGAAGAUAACCCUGGAGGAAACCAAAGUCGUCCUAUUGAAAAUGUCAAGUCUGUUGUAGAAGAAGAAGAAGUCAUUCUCUUUAAGCCUAUCAUGAGAUAUAACUCAGCACCGCUCCCUGUUGAAAUCUUUACAGAUGAAGAAAAGGAGAAAACGGCAUCCUCUGAUGAAUGCCUGCGCCGCACCACUUCACUGUUUACAGCUCAAAGCCAGGCACAGAUUGAUUCUUUUAGUUUUGGCUCAGAUACCAGUAAUCUCAGAAGCAGCAACACGAACAAGGAGCAGGAGCCUCUGUUAAAGGAUGCAACUACGUAUCCUGCUGGGCCGCCCUCGCUCAAUGCUUGGGUCCCUGAUAGAGAAAGUUUGAACAUUGAAGGGGAGAAAGCAACCAGGACUUUCUAUAAGCGUAGCUUGAGCCCUAUAGAUGAAAUGGUUUCUGAUCCCUUUACCGGUCUCUCCAUCCGCGUAACUGAGGAUUCUAUAAUUGGCUCCAGGCAUGGUGCUGCAGCCGCCCCCUACUCUCCUCCUCCCUAUGCAGUUCCCGUGCCAUCGGCUCCGUUGUUGCCUGAUGAUGCGAUUUGGUUUACUGACAAUGUGCCUCAUAUUCCUGAGUACAAGACCGCGAGGAAUAUCAAAGAGACAGGCGGUGUUCUUGGUGUGCCACCACCGGGCGGCUACACCAAUUGGUCUCCUACUCAUGGACCGUUGGGCUUUAGCCCGAGUAUUCCAGGUUUAAACGAAGUGUAUCAGCCUGUGGUUGGAAUGAGCUCCUCGGAGUGGCUUCAUCAGUACAGAAAUCUAAAUCCUGAUCGAGCCAGCAGUCAGGUAUGGCCGGUUCACUUCUAUGCUGCACCUGGAACUCUUGGAAACUUCUAUGCUCACGACACGCCCAGUUUUGAUCUUCGUGAUCAAUGGGGAAACCCGCUGAGCUCUAGCCAGAUGGUGUAUCUGGAGAGCCCACAAUUGCAUCCUGCUGGUUCACCUCUCAUUUACAGUGCUGAUGAACAAGUAAGGGAGAAGCUCUUUACUGGUAACCCGAAGCCAAGCCCUUACGGGUAUGGGUAUGGUGUAAUGGGUGAUAGACCUAAUUAGAGCCCACCAAGCAGCCAUGAUUUCUUCUUUACCUCAAAAGAAAAAGAAUGUAGAUUGCAGACUCAUCACAACAGCACUGCCACUUUUGGAACUGAAAGUAUCCCUUUUCCUUCUUUUCUUUUUCUCUCUCUCUCUCUUCUUGUGUUUGAUAAAGAUGUAGUGCAUCCAAUUGUAACUUAAAUAUCAACAUAAAGUAGCUCUUGUGGAUGUGUGUAUGUAUGUGGUAUACAUACAUGUGUGUACAUAAGUUGAAGCUCGCACUUUAAAUGAAAGUUAAAGAUUGCUCAAAA
Diospyros lotus (date-plum) is the source of this 3501-nucleotide messenger RNA. Its product is annotated as nonsense-mediated mRNA decay factor SMG7-like. Gene Ontology annotation, molecular function: protein binding; telomerase RNA binding; telomeric repeat DNA binding. Bases 233 to 3211 code for a protein of 992 amino acids. Gene Ontology annotation, biological process: nuclear-transcribed mRNA catabolic process, nonsense-mediated decay. Gene Ontology annotation, cellular component: telomerase holoenzyme complex. The record is from RefSeq and is a predicted model, not a curated record. The transcript has 6 exons. NCBI's taxonomy places the organism in Eukaryota, Viridiplantae, Streptophyta, Magnoliopsida, Ericales, Ebenaceae.